This is a messenger RNA of Chrysemys picta bellii (western painted turtle), 2584 nucleotides long. The record is from RefSeq and is a predicted model, not a curated record. NCBI's taxonomy places the organism in Eukaryota, Metazoa, Chordata, Testudines, Emydidae.
UCAAAUUGUGUCAUAAUAAAUGUGACAUCUUUGUCUUGCCCCCUGAAACGAUCCUGUGUAGUUCUGUCUGCAUAACGCCUCCAGCUUUGUUCCAGCUUUACCCCCAGAGCUUUGUCCAAGCUGGUCAUUCAGAGAACUAAUUAGUGACUGCUAAUUAUUAAUAAUUAUUAAAUGCGUUGGAUUUAAAUGGGGCUCAGUGGGCCCCUGUGCAGGCAGAGUGAGGAUGGGACUUGAAAGGGGUUUGGAACCAGUGCGAGUUCUGGGUGUGUGGUUCCUGAGCGAGGGCUGUGUGCUCUAAUCCUAACGCUAAUUCCGAGCAUCCAGCCAGUGUUUUUCACUGGUAGCAAUUCCCAGUCCUUCACCAAGAGGAUUUGCAAUGUUGUUGCAGGUGCCGGUGGUGUUCGAGGACGUGGCGGUCUAUUUCUCACCGGAGGAAUGGGCGGAGUUAGCCAAAUGGCAGAGGGAGCUGUACCGGGACGUGAUGAAGGAGAAUUACGAGCUGGUGGCUUCACUGGGGCAUCCUGGUGUCAAACCCGAGAUCAUCUGCCAGAUGGAGCGAGGGGAAGAGCCAUGUGUGGAGGAUCCCUGGGGCUGGGAAGAGAGAAGCACAACCCAGAAACCCUGCUCAGCAGAUGGUGAGAUGAAGGAUGACGAUGAGGAAGGUACUAGAACCCUGGAUCUUCCCAAGACAUCCCCAGAACAGACUGGAGGGGACCUCCACCAGCACUCAAGGAAAAAGCAAAGAUACAAAAGUCAGAGCAAAUCACAAAAGCAGCAGAGAAAUAUUAUGCAGGAAAAACUCAUGCCCCUCCUCAGGCCCCAGAGACACAGAGCCAGCCGGCAGGGGCGGACACGCCUGACUGCCCAGCAGGGAGAGCCCACGGAGAGGAAACCAUUCUCGUGCCCGGAAUGCGGAAGGAGCUGUAUGACGAAGGGCAACCUCAAAAUACACCAGCGAGUGCACACGGGGGAGGGGCUGUUUCCCUGCAGCCAGUGCGGGAAAUGCUUCACCACCAAGGGCAACCUCAAAAUGCACCAGCGCAUGCACAGCGAGGAGCGGCCCUUCGUGUGCACCGAGUGCGGAAAGAGCUUCAUCGCCCCGGGCAACCUCAAAAUGCACCAGCGCCUGCACAGCGGGGAGAGGCUGUUCCUGUGCACUGAGUGUGGGAAACAUUUCACCAGGAAAGACAUCCUCAAACUGCACCAGAGGGUGCACACAGGGGAGCGGCCUUUCCAGUGCACGGAGUGUGGGAAGAGCUUCACUCAGAAGGUGAAUCUCCUGACACACCAGCGGUGCCACACGGGGGAGCGCCCGUUCGCCUGCUGUCAGUGUGGGAAGAGCUUUGCCCAGAAGGGCACGCUCAACACGCACCAGAAAAGCCACGUGCGUGAGUGGCACUUUGCAUGUGCUGAGUGCAAGGAGAGAUUUGCCUCCAACAGGGACCUCACGAUGCACCAGAGGAUUCACACCAGGCAGCGCUCAUACAUGUGCAGCCAGUGUGGGAAAUGCUUCACGCAGCCGGGCAAUCUCCUGACGCACCAGCGAGUGCACACGGGGGCUGCAGCCAUGCGCCGGAGAGGCCACGUCAGUGCACGCAAGAAACGCGCAGCGCGACACCACUACUACGAGCUGUCCAAGGAGAGAGCGAGAGCAGCCAAGGCUCUGGCAGGCCGCACCUUCAGCUACAAGACCAGCCUGGGGGUGCACAUGCGUGCCCACACGGGCGAGCGCCCCUUCAUGUGCCCCUCCUGCAGAAAGAGUUUCAAGAAUAAGACCUACCUGGUGGUGCACCAGCGCGUGCAUACCGGCGUGCGGCCCUACGCGUGCGCCGAGUGCAGCAAGAGUUUCCUGCAGAAGCGAGACCUGACGGUGCACCAGCGUGUGCACAGCAAGGAGAGCCCCUUCCUCUGCUCUGAGUGCGGCCGGCGCUUCCGCUACAAGUCGAGCCUGGCCAUCCAUCAGCGCACGCACACGGGCGAGCGCCCCUUCCCCUGCUCCGAGUGCGGCCGGCAUUUCAAGUACAAGACCAACCUACUGAUCCACCAGCGCGUGCACACUGGCGAGCGCCCCUACCCCUGCCCGCAGUGCAGCAAGAGCUUCACCUGCAGCACCAACCUCAUCAUGCACCAGAUCACCCACGACAGGCUGGGCGCCCGGCAGCAGGAGGGGCCACGGGUGCCGCCGGCAGCCAGGCGGCGGGAGAGGGAGAGAGCCCGCACGGCCGACCAGCCCUUCGUGUGUGCCGAGUGUGGCAAAGGAUUCAAGAAGCACGGCUUCCUUAUCAUCCACCAGCGGACCCAUUGCCCAGCGCCUGCCGGAGCUAGCGCAGAGCAGGCAGCCAGGCCAGGGAAAGCCACGUGCCCCCCGCCACACCCAGCCCUUGCUCUGGCCAGGGAGUGGCUUGGAGCACAGGGCACCAAGGGAGCGUCUGACCACGCGACGUGCUAGCCACAGCGGUGGGCUGGGCCUGCCUGCUGUGUGCUCUACUGCAGGCUGGUGUGACUGGGCCCAGCCUCUCCCUGAGCCUUGGGCAUGGUGCCCCACACUAACUUCAGUGUGCUCGGAAAUAAACCGUUCCCCACA